ACACAGACACACACCCAGGAACCUCUCCUCACCUAGCAGAGCCCAACAUGACCUCCCACCCCACCCCACCCCUGGGAGGCCCUCUCCUUCCCUUCCUCCUCCUGCUGUCGGGGGUGUUUGCCACCACCCCCAGCGACCUCAGGUCCUUCUCCCCUCCAGAGGGGGGGCUCACACACCUGGUGGUCCACAACAAGACAGGUGAGGUGUAUCUGGGAGCGGUCAACUGGAUCUUCAAGCUGUCCAGCAACCUGACCAAGCUGCGCAGCCACGUGACAGGCCCUGUGGUGGACAAUGAGAAGUGUUACCCCCCUCCUGGGGUCCAGUCCUGCCCCCACGAGCUGACCCAGAUCAGCAACGUCAACAAGCUGCUGCUGCUGGACUACGGUCAGAACCGCCUGAUCGCCUGCGGCAGCACCUCCCAGGGGAUCUGCCAGUUCCUCAGGCUGGAUGAUCUGUUCAAGCUGGGCGAGCCCCACCACCGUAAGGAGCACUACCUGUCCAGCGUGGCCGAGGCUGGCACCAUGUCUGGGGUGGUCAUUGGUGGAGAUGCGGCCGGGAGCGGAGGAGAGGCCGGCAAGCUGUUUGUGGGCACGCCCAUUGACGGCAAGUCGGAGUACUUCCCCACGCUCUCCAGCCGCAAGCUGAUGGCCAACGAGGAGAACGCCGACAUGUUCAGCUUCGUCUACCAGGACGAGUUUGUCUCCUCGCAGCUCAAGAUCCCCUCGGACACGCUCUCCAAGUUCCCCGCCUUCGACAUCUACUACAUCUACGGCUUCAGCAGUGAGCAGUUUGUCUACUAUCUGACCCUGCAGCUGGAUACCCAGCUCACCUCGCCCGACGCCAGCGGGGAGCAGUUCUUCACCUCUAAGAUCGUCCGUCUCUGCGUGGACGACCCCAAGUUCUACUCCUACGUGGAGUUCCCCAUCGGCUGCACCAAGGACGGGGUGGAGUACCGUCUGGUGCAGGAUGCCUACCUCAGCCGACCCGGGACCAAGCUGGCGCGCUCGCUGGGCAUCUCAGAGCAGGAGGAGGUGCUGUUCACGGUGUUCGCCCAGGGCCAGAAGAACCGGGCCAAGCCCCCCAAGGAGUCAGCCCUAUGCCUGUUCACCCUGCGACGCAUCAAGGAGAAGAUCAAGGAACGCAUCCAGUCCUGCUACAGAGGAGAGGGGAAACUGUCACUUCCCUGGCUGCUCAACAAAGAACUAGCCUGCAUCAACUCACCACUCCAAAUAGACGAUAACUUCUGUGGGCAGGACUUCAACCAGCCCCUGGGGGGAACCAGCACCAUCGAGGGUCUGCCUCUGUUCGUGGACAAGGACGAUGGUAUGACGUCGGUGGCAGCCUAUGAAUACCGCGGCCACACUGUGGCCUUCGCCGGCACACGCAGCGGACGUAUUAAGAAGAUCCUGGUGAACUCUGUCAACCAACCUGCCAUGCUGUAUGAGAACGUGGCGGUGAACGAGGGGAGUCCCAUCCACAGAGACCUGCUCUUCAGCCCAGACCACCAGCACAUCUAUGCCCUCACAGACAAACAGGUGAGCCGUGUUCCAGUGGAGAGCUGUGAGCAGUACUCCUCCUGCAGCACCUGCCUGGGGUCAGGAGAUCCCCACUGUGGCUGGUGUGUCCUCCACAAUGUGUGUUCCAGGAAGGAUCGUUGUGAGAGGGCUGAUGAGCCUCAACGUUUUGCCUCCCGAGUGGAGCAGUGUGUCAAACUCAGUGUCCAGCCUGGAAACAUCUCUGUCACCAUGUCCGAAGUGCAGCUGGUGCUGCAGGCCCAGAAUGUGCCUAACCUUUCGGCAGGGGUCAACUGCUCCUUUGAGGACUACACUGAGACAGAGGGACGCAUCUUUGGGGGACGCAUUUACUGCCUGUCCCCUUCCACACGAGAGGUCGCCCCCAUCACACGCAACCAGGGGGACAAGCGCACUGUGAAGCUGUAUCUGAAGUCUAAGGAGACAGGAAAGAAGUUUGCCAGUGUGGACUUUGUCUUCUACAACUGCAGUGUGCACCAAUCGUGUCUGUCAUGUGUCAAUGGCUCGUUCCCCUGCCACUGGUGUAAAUACCGCCACAUGUGCACUCAGAACGCCAAGGACUGUUCCUUCCAGGAGGGCCGGGUCAACGUGUCAGAGGAGUGUCCCCAGAUCCUGCCAUCCACCCAGAUCUACAUCCCAGUGGGGGUGAUGAAGCCCAUCACCCUGCUGGCUAAGAACCUGCCUCAGCCCCAGUCUGGACAGAGGAACUACGAGUGUAUCUUCCACAUCCAGGGAGCCACCUACAGCGUCACCGCCCUGCGCUUCAACAGCACCAGCAUCCAGUGUCAGAGGACCUCGUACGACUAUGAGGGUAAUGACAUCAGUGACCUGCCUGUGGAUCUCUCUGUGGUGUGGAAUGGCAACCAAGUCAUCGACAACCCCUUCAACAUACAAGCCCACCUGUAUAAGUGUUAUGCGCUGCGGGACAGCUGUGGGAUGUGUCUGAAGGCUGACCCCAGGUUCGAGUGUGGCUGGUGUGUUCAGGAGAAGAAGUGUUCUCUGAGACAGGAGUGUGCGCCGCUGGAGAGUAGCUGGAUGCACGCCACCGCCGGCAACAGCCGCUGUACACACCCAAAGAUCACCAAGCUGUUUCCGGAGACAGGGCCGAGACAGGGGGGCACCAGACUGACCAUCACGGGGGAGAACCUGGGCCUACAGUUCAGGGACAUCCAGACAGGAGUGCGUCUGGGCAAGGUGCCCUGUAUCCCCAUCGAAGAGGACUACAUCAGCUCGGAGAGAAUUGUGUGUUUGCUAAAUGAUGCCACGGGCUACAGAGUGCAGGAGGCCAACGUGGAGGUGUGUGUGAGGGACUGCCUGGCAGACUACAGGGCCCUCUCACCCCGAGCAUUCACCUUCGUGACGCCCUUCUUCACGCGGGUGCUGCCUGCCCAGGGCCCUCUCUCAGGGGGCACCAGGAUCACCAUCGAGGGCAACCACCUCAAUGCCGGCAGCUCUGUAUCUGUCAACAUCGGACGCCACCUCUGCCACUUCAAAAAGAGGAAUUCCCGGGAGAUAGUGUGUAUGACCCCAGCAGGGUUGACCCCAGGCAGCACACCAGUCAUGGUGGACAUCGACUCUGCUGAGCUGAGGAACCCAGAGGUCAAAUACAACUACACUGACGACCCCACCAUCCUGAGGAUCGAACCCGACUGGAGUAUCGCUAGUGGUGGAACCCUGUUGACCAUCAGCGGUACUAACCUAGCCACCAUCAGAGAGCCCAAGAUCAGAGCUAAGUACGGCUCAGCCGAGUCUUUCCAUAACUGCACAGUGUUUAAUAACUCUGUGAUGGUGUGCCUGGCCCCGUCGGUUUCCGACUCCGAGAGGGGCUUCUCAGACACGGGCAGUGGGCCGGAUGAGAUCGGCUUCUACAUGGACAACGUCCACGCUCUGAUGGUGGUCAACGAGACGUUCAGCUACUACCCCGACCCCGUGUUCGAACUCCUCAGCCCCACCGGGGUCCUGGAGCUAAAACCCACCUCACCUCUAAUCCUCAAGGGUCGUAACCUUAUCCCUGCGGCCCCUGGUAACUCCAGGUUGAACUACACAGUGUUCAUCGGGGAGACCCCCUGUGUGCUAACCCUCUCUGAAACCCAGCUGCUGUGUGAAUGGCCCAACCUCACCGGACAGCACAAAGUCACGGUCCGGGUGGGUGGGUUCGAGUACUCCCCUGGUACUCUCCAGAUCUACUCAGAUAGCCUGCUGACGCUGCCCGCCAUCAUCGGCAUCGGGGGAGGUGGCGGUCUGUUGCUAUUGGUCAUCAUCGCUGUGCUCAUCGCCUACAAGAGGAAGUCCCGUGAUGCUGACCGCACCCUGAAACGUCUGCAGCUGCAGAUGGACAACCUGGAGUCCAGAGUGGCCCUGGAGUGUAAAGAAGCCUUUGCAGAGCUGCAGACAGACAUCCAUGAGUUGACCCAGGAGCUGGACGGAGCGGGCAUUCCCUUCCUGGAAUACAGGACCUACGCCAUGCGGGUACUGUUCCCUGGCAUUGAGGACCACCCCGUGCUCAAGGAGAUGGAGGUCCAGGCCAACCAGGAGAAGGCCCUGACUCUGUUUGGCCAGCUCCUCACCAAGAAGCACUUCCUGUUGACGUUCAUCCGCACCCUGGAGGCGCAGCGCUCCUUCUCCAUGCGUGACCGUGGCAAUGUGGCGUCGCUCAUCAUGACUGCGCUGCAGGGGGAGAUGGAGUACGCCACGGGGGUCCUUAAACAGCUGCUCUCUGACCUCAUCGACAAGAACCUGGAGAGCAAGAACCACCCCAAGCUGCUGCUGCGCCGAACGGAAUCUGUUGCUGAGAAGAUGUUGACCAACUGGUUCACAUUCCUCUUGUACAAGUUCCUAAAGGAGUGUGCGGGCGAGCCUCUGUUCAUGCUGUACUGUGCCAUGAAGCAGCAGAUGGAGAAGGGGCCUAUAGACUCCAUCACAGGAGAGGCGCGCUACUCCCUCAGUGAAGACAAGCUCAUCAGACAGCAGAUUGACUACAAGACCCUGACACUCCACUGUGUGAACCCGGAGAACGAGAACGCCCCGGAGGUGACGGUGAAGGGGCUGAACUGUGACACCAUCACCCAAGUGAAGGAGAAGCUGCUGGAUGCAGUGUACAAGGGCAGCCCCUACUCCCAGAGACCCAAGGCUGGGGACAUGGACCUGGAGUGGCGUCAGGGCAGGAUGGCCAGAAUCAUCCUUCAGGAUGAGGAUGUCACAACAAAGAUCGACAAUGACUGGAAACACCUCAACACACUGGCCCACUAUCAGGUGACGGACGGCUCAGUGAUCGCUCUGGUGCCAAAGCAGAACUCAGCCUACAACAUAUCCAACUCCUCUACCUUCACCAAGUCUCUCAGCAGAUAUGAGAGCAUGUUGCGGACAGCCAGCAGUCCAGACAGUCUGCGCUCCCGCACCCCCAUGAUCACCCCUGACCUGGAGAGUGGCACCAAGCUGUGGCACCUGGUCAAGAACCACGACCACUCUGACCAGCGCGAGGGAGACCGGGGCAGCAAGAUGGUCUCUGAGAUCUAUCUGACCCGUCUGCUCGCCACCAAGGGUACGUUACAGAAGUUUGUGGACGACCUGUUUGAGACCAUCUUCAGCACGGCCCACCGUGGCAGCGCCCUGCCUCUCGCCAUCAAGUACAUGUUUGACUUUCUGGACGAGCAGGCCGACAAACACUCCAUAUCAGACUCGGACGUACGGCACACCUGGAAGAGUAACUGUCUGCCGCUGCGGUUCUGGGUGAACGUGAUCAAGAACCCCCAGUUUGUGUUUGACAUCCAUAAGAACAGUAUCACAGAUGCUUGUCUGUCUGUGGUGGCCCAGACCUUCAUGGACUCUUGCUCCACAUCAGAACACAAGCUGGGCAAAGACUCGCCCUCUAACAAGCUGCUCUACGCAAAGGAUAUCCCUAACUACAAGAACUGGGUGGAGAGGUACUACUCCGACAUCUCUCGUAUGCCGGCCAUCAGCGACCAGGACAUGAGUGCCUACCUGGCUGAACAGUCCCGGCUGCACCUCAGCCAGUUCAACAGCAUGAGUGCCCUGCAUGAGAUCUACUCCUAUAUCAUCAAGUACAAAGAUGAGAUCCUGUCUUCGCUGCAGAAGGAUGAGCAGUCUCGCAGGCAGAGACUGCGCAGUAAGCUGGAGCAGGUCAUCGACACCAUGGCCCUGGCCAGCUGAGAAACGGCCCGCCACUGAGGGGCGGAGAGGGUAGCAGCCAGGCCUUCUCUCACUAACGCCAGCCCCUGACCCCCAACACAACGCAUUAGGACUGCAAGGACACAAGCAGUACACUGGAGACCCACCAGAGUUAGGCCUGGGCUCCGGCCCAUCCAAACAACCCUUCAUUUAUAAACACGUAACGUCUGUCACCCUGAGAAAGUGUCUUAUCAUAACGGUCUUCAUCACUGGUUUCAGUUUUUCUUUUCUUGAUCCAUCUACCCACAGCCGGGACUGUGAAGCAGCUGGCUAAAGAGGCCAGGAGAUAUAUAUAUAUAUAUAUAUAAAUAUCUAUCUAUUAGGGGGGCUAUG
Salvelinus namaycush (lake trout) is the source of this 6053-nucleotide messenger RNA. It is a transcript of the gene plxna1a, whose product is annotated as plexin A1a. Gene Ontology annotation, biological process: regulation of GTPase activity; negative regulation of cell adhesion; positive regulation of axonogenesis. Gene Ontology annotation, cellular component: semaphorin receptor complex. The record is from RefSeq and is a predicted model, not a curated record. The transcript is spliced from 31 exons. NCBI's taxonomy places the organism in Eukaryota, Metazoa, Chordata, Actinopteri, Salmoniformes, Salmonidae. Gene Ontology annotation, molecular function: protein binding; semaphorin receptor activity. The coding region runs from base 48 to 5702 and encodes 1884 amino acids.